Lemur catta (Ring-tailed lemur) is the source of this 5220-nucleotide messenger RNA. Its product is annotated as zinc finger protein basonuclin-2. Gene Ontology annotation, biological process: regulation of DNA-templated transcription. The record is from RefSeq and is a predicted model, not a curated record. The transcript has 3 exons. Gene Ontology annotation, cellular component: nucleus. NCBI's taxonomy places the organism in Eukaryota, Metazoa, Chordata, Mammalia, Primates, Lemuridae. Bases 1 to 2670 code for a protein of 889 amino acids.
AUGGAACAAAAACCCGACAGCAAUGGAGACCAGAUGCCGGAUGCUGCCGGCAAGGUGCUGGACCGCUGGGCCAUCAUGUCUCGAGAAGAGGAAAUCAUCACCCUUCAGCAGUUUCUGCGGUUUGGAGAAACCAAAUCCAUUGUGGAGCUGAUGGCAAUUCAGGAGAAAGAAGGGCAGGCUGUGGCUGUACCAUCUUCAAAGACAGACUCAGAUAUAAGGACUUUCAUUGAGAGCAAUAAUCGUACCAGGAGUCCCAGCCUCCUUGCUCACUUAGAGAAUAGCAAUCCUUCCAGCAUUCAUCACUUUGAAAACAUCCCAAACAGCCUAGCGUUUCUGCUUCCAUUCCAGUAUAUAAACCCCGUCUCAGCUCCACUGCUAGGGUUGCCUCCAAACGGGCUCCUGUUAGAGCAGCCAGGAUUAAGGCUGCGGGAACCAAGCCUUUCAACCCAGAAUGAAUAUAAUGAGAGCAGUGAAUCUGAAGUCUCUCCCACACCUUACAAGAAUGAUCAGACACCCAAUAGAAAUGCCCUGACCAGCAUUACUAAUGUGGAGCCCAAAACUGAGCCAGCCUGUGUCUCCCCCAUUCAAAAUUCUGCCCCAGUCAGUGAUCUAACCAAAACAGAACACCCAAAAAGUUCAUUCCGGAUUCAUCGUAUGAGAAGGAUGGGGUCAGCCUCUAGGAAAGGAAGAGUGUUCUGUAACGCAUGUGGGAAGACAUUCUAUGACAAAGGUACUCUCAAAAUUCAUUAUAAUGCCGUUCACCUGAAGAUCAAACAUCGAUGCACCAUUGAAGGUUGCAACAUGGUCUUUAGCUCCCUCCGAAGCCGUAAUCGCCACAGCGCAAACCCCAACCCUCGCCUUCACAUGCCUAUGCUAAGGAAUAACCGAGACAAAGAUUUAAUUCGGGCCACAUCAGGAGCUGCCACCCCUGUUAUAGCAAGUACAAAAUCAAAUCUCACACUCACAAGCCCCGGCCGGCCCCCAAUGGGUUUUACCACUCCCCCACUAGACCCCAUCUUACAGAAUCCUCUCCCUAGCCAGCUGGUGUUUUCUGGGCUAAAGACUGUACAACCAGUUCCUCCAUUUUAUAGAAGUUUACUCACUCCAGGGGAAAUGGUGAGUCCUCCAACCUCCCUCCCCACCAGUCCCAUCAUUCCAAGCAGUGGUACCAUAGAGCAGCACCCCCCACCACCCUCUGAGCCAAUAGUGCCAGCAGUGAUGAUGGCUGCCCAUGAGCCCAGUGCUGACCUGGCACCCAAGAAAAAGCCCAGGAAGUCAAGCAUGCCUGUGAAGAUUGAGAAGGAAAUCAUUGAUACCGCUGAUGAGUUCGAUGAUGAAGAUGAUGACCCUAAUGAUGGCGGCACUGUAGUCAAUGACUUGAGCCAUGACAAUCAUUGUCACUCCCAAGAGGAGAUGAGCCCGGGCAUGUCUGUGAAGGACUUUUCCAAGCAUAGCAGGACCCGGUGCAUUUCAAGGACUGAAAUUAGGAGGGCGGACAGCAUGACUUCCGAAGACCAAGAGCCUGAGCGGGACUAUGAGAACGAGUCUGAGUCUUCAGAGCCCAAACUGGGUGAGGAAUCCAUGGAAGGAGAUGAGCACAUUCACAGUGAAGUGAAUGAAAAAGUCCUGAUGAACAGUGAGAGGCCUGAUGAGAACCACAGUGAGCCCUCUCACCAGGACGUCAUCAAGGUGAAGGAGGAGUUCACAGACCCCACUUACGACAUGUUUUACAUGAGCCAGUACGGACUGUACAAUGGUGCGGGGGCCAGCAUGGCUGCCCUGCAUGAAAGUUUUACAUCGUCUCUGAAUUAUGGCAGCCCUCAAAAGUUCUCCCCAGAAGGGGACCUGUGUUCUAGUCCAGACCCCAAAAUCUGUUAUGUGUGCAAGAAGAGUUUCAAAAGCUCCUAUAGCGUGAAGCUUCACUACAGGAAUGUUCACUUAAAAGAGAUGCAUGUCUGCACAGUGGCUGGCUGCAACGCUGCGUUCCCCUCUCGCCGAAGCAGAGACAGACACAGUGCCAACAUAAAUCUGCAUCGUAAAUUGUUGACCAAAGAACUCGAUGACAUGGGCCUGGACUCAUCGCAGCCCUCCCUUAGCAAGGACCUCCGGGAUGAAUUUUUGGUGAAGAUCUAUGGUGCCCAGCACCCCAUGGGGCUCGACAUCAGGGAAGACGCCUCCUCUCCCGCAGGGACUGAAGACUCCCACCUAAACGGGUACGGGAGGGGCAUGGCGGAGGACUACAUGGUCCUUGACCUGAGCACCACCUCCAGCCUCCAGUCCAGCAGCAGCAUCCAUUCCUCUAGAGAAUCAGACGUGGGCAGUGACGAGGGGAUUCUUCUCGACGACAUUGACGGGGCGAGUGACAGUGGGGAGUCGGCACACAAGGCUGAGGCCCCUGUCCUCCCUGGCAGCCUAGGGGCUGAAGUUUCAGGAUCUCUUAUGUUCAGCAGCUUGUCUGGGAGCAAUGGUGGGAUCAUGUGCAACAUUUGCCACAAAAUGUACAGCAACAAGGGGACCCUGAGAGUGCACUACAAAACUGUGCAUUUGCGAGAAAUGCACAAGUGCAAAGUCCCUGGUUGCAAUAUGAUGUUUUCCUCUGUACGAAGCCGGAAUCGGCACAGUCAGAACCCUAAUCUCCACAAAAACAUUCCCUUCACUUCAGUAGAUUAGUCUCAGAACGGACACUACAAAUGCCAGCCCUCACCAGAUGGCCUACUUGUUUGAACUGCCAUAGUCAGUGUGCGCUUAUGUACUUGGGGGGUGUGUCUGUGUGUGUGUACAUAUGUAUGCUCUGUCUCUACAUACACACACACACAUGUUUUCUUUAGAUAAAAAAAGAUAAACACUAGGUGCUUUUGAAUUUUUUUUUUCACUUUUCCUUUAUAGUUUUGGGGAAGGCGUGGGAUCUUUAAUUUAGGGGGGUGGGCGAUGAAAACAGAGAACCCCUUUAAACACACAUACACACACACUAAGCGUGCAAAUAGCCCCAAUUUUGACAGACUAAUUCUUGGUCUUCCCCAAAGAGACAUUUGUUGUACCCAUGACUGUUGCCUGCAAAAAAUAAAAGGGAAAAAAAGAAAAAAGAAACAAAAAGGAACUUCUUAUAGUUGUCUUUUGUGAACUUUAAGGUUUUGGGAGAAUCUUCAAUUAAAGCAUGGCAGAUUCACCUGUAAAUAUUUAGCCUUGAGAGGCCAUUGAUGUAAAACAAUUGUAUUGAUGGUGGUUUAACUCUUUUGUUUAAUUUUUACAGUUACAUCCAGCUGUUAGAUAUGCAGGAAAAAAUAGUUUGCUGGCUAGCUCUAUUCAUUUACGUUAGCAUUAAUGCACAUUUUGUUUUGAACAUGGUCUUGUUUUUACUACCUGUUAGAUAUAGUGAUAAAGAGGUGCUGGCAUGCUUUACAGCACAGAUCUGAUUUUUUAAAAUGUCCUGUACUAGUACAUAAACCCAGUCAUGCACUUUUUUCAUACACUACAAGGGGAUGUGUAAUAUCCAUGCUUCUUUUUUUAUCCUUAAACUAUUGCCAUACUUCAGUAAGUGUCUUUUUUAAAGAAUUCACUUGUAUAAAAAUGGUCUGGUCAGUAUAGGGCACAAAUGCCAAACAAAAGUAUUAGUGUUAACACAAAACUGCCAACUUUGCACAAGUUUCCAGAAAAGAAAAUACAAUUAGUCACUCAACAUAACCACAGGCCAAUUUGUCGGCCACCAGAAAACCGCUUUUAAAAAAAAACACUUGGUGAUUCUUUCAAGUGCCGAAUGUUAUUAGAAUCAACGUUGCAUCCUUCUUGCUUAUAUGUUAAGUUACAUAAAAGGAAAACAAAAUUCUGUGGUGUGAAACAGCCAAGGCAUUUAUUCUUUAGAGGCAGGAUAAUAUUUCAGGAUACAAAAGCCCAAAUUACUCAUUAUGGAACAAAGCUGAAUACAGUCAAAGAGUUGAACACUCAUUUCCAAGGCCCUAACUCUUAUCCUUUAAAAAGAAAGAAAAAGUCUGAACUGGGUUGGUCUGUCGUACGGCUGUCUAAUUUGUUGCAAAUUCUGCAGUAGUACUAUGAUUCAGGCCUGCUUGAUAGACAAAAUCAAAAAGACAUUUCACAGCAGCAGUCCUUGGAAGCUUUGAAAACAUGUGCUAAACUUGAAUUGAGCAACACUCCUUUCUGAAAAGCCAGAAGAAGGAGGGUUUAAAAUAGGAUCUCUCACUGUUUAGUGUUUUGUGUUUCCCCACACGAUUUGUCAGAGAGAAAUGAAAGCAAGCCUGAAACCAGCAAUUGAGAGUGAGAAAGAGGGGGAGACUAUUCUCCAAACCUUUUUUGUUUUGUUUUGUUUCCGAUGUUUACACAUGUUGCCUGAGCUGGUUAACCACAUCGGCAGCCCCAGCUACCACAACAUACUGACUAAAUGAUGAUAUUUACUCAAGUUCAGUCUGCAGCCAAAACCAUUAGGGUGUGCAUUGCAGACUCUGUUUUGUUGUCUUUUUUGGUCUUUUUUUUUUUUUUAAGUGGAGGGGAAGAAAAGAUAAACAAGGAAUAUUUUGUCAAACGAUACACAAUAAUUUAAAGAGAAUGUAUUUCUUUUCUGCAUUUAAUGGCCUCAAACAUUUCUCUCAUCAGUCUAGAGUUAGCAAUAUCCCUUUGUUUUAACUUUUCAUGUCAUUUCCAUUUUUCAUAUGUUUUGUAAUUUUUCUAUGUUCACAUCAGCAUUCACUUCCGUUAAAUUUGCCAAAGGAAACUGUUAAUGUGUUUCUGUUGUUAUUAUUCCUGUAGGAUUUAUUGUACCUCACAGUAUUUAUUGUUUCCAAAAAUAAGCAUCAUUAGUUGGGAGUUCAGUAUUUUUAUUUGUGAAAAUUUCAGAAACAACAGAUUCUUAAAGAUAAGCUAGCUAUGUCUAGGAGCUUUAUCUUUUCACCUCCUUCAGAGGAUGCUAUGGGGUUCAUUUAAUUCUUUAUUUGUUCUACAGUAAGGAAAGACCAAAAGUAUUUGCAGUACAAAAGAAACUAACACUAUGUCUGUUAAAUGACAAAUGUUUACGGGAAAAAGCUGAGGAAUUAGUAAUAACCGUUUUUGUUUUCUUGUACCUUUGAAUUCCCCAAAGUCUUAAUUGCUUUAUUUUGGUGUUGUGUUAAAUUGAAUAGACAGAGAUGUUUUCCUUUGUUUUAUACCAUAUAAGACUCUGUACAGUAUGUUUGUGAAAGAUUGAACUAGAAUAAUGAAAGUUUGUUUGCAAAC